UUUAAAUAAGCUAUCAUGUGAAUAGAAUAAAGAUUCUUAGACCCUUUAGGAGUUUCUUAUGAUAAAUAGGAGGAAAAAGAGGUGAGAAAAUAUCAGUGUGUUGUGGAGGAAAUUUUGAGAGACCAUGAAGAGCAAAACUACCACUUGUUUUUGCAUUCCAGGUAGGAAACAGCGAGAUGAGAAGCAUAGUGGAUCUCAUUCAAAAUCAAGUCGAAGUGGGAAAAGCAGAUCAAGGCAUGGUUCAUCAUCUUCUGAUGGUCAUGCUGAAGGUACCACCAAUACUGGAAGUAGUAGCGAUGGAGCUGCUGUUGGCAUGGCUGUUGUUAUGAUGACCACCACCAACGCCGCUACUAUCUCUGGCAACGACGGUGGUAGUUCUCAUGGUGGUGGUGGAGGUGGCGGCGAUGGUGGUGGAGGUGGCUGUGAUUGUAGAGAUUCCUGAACACUUCAUGGGGAACUGGCUGGAGGAAUCAAUCCUUGUCAUAAUUCAUGAGGAAAAUUACUUAUUUUUCUAUAUUUUUCUUUUUCCUUUUCCAUAUAUGUAAUCAACACCAAUUUAUCAUAAACUUUCUUUGUUUUUCUAA
This is a messenger RNA of Ziziphus jujuba (common jujube), 584 nucleotides long. RefSeq lists its product as uncharacterized. The record is from RefSeq and is a predicted model, not a curated record. Bases 125 to 442 code for a protein of 105 amino acids. The transcript has 2 exons. NCBI's taxonomy places the organism in Eukaryota, Viridiplantae, Streptophyta, Magnoliopsida, Rosales, Rhamnaceae.